Molecule: messenger RNA, 3875 nt
Organism: Physella acuta
Lineage: Eukaryota; Metazoa; Mollusca; Gastropoda; Physidae
Product: apoptosis-inducing factor 3
Cellular component (GO): cytoplasm
Molecular function (GO): 2 iron, 2 sulfur cluster binding; oxidoreductase activity, acting on NAD(P)H
Source: RefSeq, a predicted model, not a curated record
UUCGAUAAAGUGAGGGCCUGGGCAAGAACGUUUGAAUGUGGACAAAAAAUAUUCAUAUUUUAUUUAUCUUAGCAGAACAAAUAUAAUAAUAUAAAGUUUUAUUUCUGUUGUAUUUUAUGAGUAAAAUAAAAAGUGUAUUAGAAGUGAGAUAUAAUAAACGGAGUGAAAAAGUUAUUAUCUUUCUAAAGGAUAAGUUGUUUCCCUUGGAGUCUAUAUCAGUUGGAAGAUCUCUACAUACUCCAAUGAUCUGUAAAGAGUAUCAGUGAUUGGUUUCUCUAAAAGUUCAAAAACAAAAAAAAAAUGGGACAAAAGCAAUCAAAAGACGAAGCUGGUGUGCAAGUUGUAAAUAUUAAACGACGUGAAGACGCCCUUAAUGUUUAUCCAGAUAGCAUAACAAACCAAUCAGAGCGACCACUAAGCACUUCUACAGACCAAAAAAAUACAACCAGUACCGACACAACAGAUUCAGCAGUUACACAAUCUGGCAACAUGAUUGAAGCUGUUGUUGGUGAGGCUAAGGACUUUAAAGAUGGCCACAUGCAAGAAGUGGAAGUAGGGGAUCAGAAAGUUCUGCUGGUAAAAGAAGAUGGCAGCUUUUACGCCAUAGGCAACAAGUGUACACAUUAUGGUGCCCCUCUCUCCAAAGGCGCCUACUGUAAGGGUGUGGUACGCUGCCCCUGGCAUGGUGCAUGUUUUAAUGUUAAGACAGGAGACAUUGAGGAUUUUCCUGGUCUUGACAGUGUUCAGAAAUUCCAGGUGGAGGUGAAAGAUGGGAAGGUACUCGUUAGAGCUGACCCUGCUGCCUUAGAAAACUCAAAGAGAGUCAAACCAAUGGUGAAGAAAUCUUCAGACAACAACAAAUCUGUUGUGCUGAUUGGUGGAGGUCCAGCAAGUGUGGUCUGUGCUGAGACACUCAGACAGGAAGGGUUCACUGGAAAAAUUGUUCUGGUCACUAGGGAGACAGCACUUCCUUAUGACAGGAUUAAACUUAGCAAAGCUUUGAGUAUUAAACCAGAGGAAAUAGCUUUGAGGAAUAAAGACUUCUAUGACAGCCAUGAUAUAGAGCUCAAGUUAAACACAGAGGUGACCAAGAUAGUUCCAAGUGAGAAGAAAGUUGAGCUACAAGAUGGCCAUAGCCUAAAGUAUGACACCCUGGUGAUUGCUACUGGUGGACAGCCCCGCCUGCUGCCCAUCCCAGGGGCUGAUCUGAAGAAUGUUUACACCCUGCGAACACCACAGGAUGCCAACGCUAUAGCUGAGAACUCACAUGGCAAGAAUGUCGUCAUCAUGGGAUCCUCUUUUAUUGGCUUAGAAGUGGCAAAUUACAUGAUUGGCAAGGCGGCAACUGUCAGUGUGAUUGGUCAGAGUGCUGCCCCCUUAUCUCAUGUCUUUGGCCCACUUAUUGGACAGUGGUUUCGCAAGAUGCAUGAGGGUAAGGGUGUCAAAUUCUAUUUUGAUACCAGCGUGAAAGAGUUCAAAGGUGAAGAUGGUAAACUGACCGAGGCUGUGCUGGCUAAUGGGACAGUUCUACCAGCUGAUGUCUGUGUCAUGGGAGUGGGUGUUGUACCAGCCACAAACUUCUUGAAGGAUUCAGGUUUGGAGCUAACACCUCGCGGCUUUGUCACAGUCAAUAAGAAUAUGCGCACCAACAUCCCUGACAUCUACGCUGCAGGCGACAUUGUUGAGUUCCCACUCUUCAUUGCCAACAACCAGCAGGCCAACGUCCAGCAUUGGCAGAUGGCUCAUCAGCAUGGAAAGAUAGCUGGGCUCAGCAUAGCAGGUAAAGCCCAAGACAUUCACAGUGUUCCAUACUUCUGGACAGUCCAGUAUGGCAAGAGCAUCAGAUAUGCUGGUUAUGGCCCUGGCUAUGAUGACAUCAUCUUACAUGGUGAUGUGGACGACAACAAAUUUGUUGCCUUCUAUACCAAGAAUGAAACAGUGGUGGCUGUUGCUAGUCUGGGUUGGGACCCAAUAGUUUCUCAAGCAGCAGAGCUCAUGUCAAAGGGAGGGGUGAUAAAAAAAGAUGACAUCAAGUCAGAUCCAGACAACUGGGUCUCCAAGUUAUGUACACUGUGAUCAUGUGACAACCCACUUAGACAAGCCACUUCUAUAGGACCUUGUUUAGACAACCCACUUCUAAUUUUAUAGGACCUUGUUUAGACAACCCACUUCUAUAGGACCUUGUUUGUUUAGACAACCCUCUUCUAAUUUUAUAGUGCCUUGUUUAGACAACCCUCUUCCAAUUCUAUAGGACCUUGUUUAGACAACCCUCUUCCAAUUCUAUAGGACCUUGUUUAGACAAGCCAAUUCUAUAGUGCCUUGUUUAGACAACCCACUUCUAAUUUUAUAGGACCUUGUUUAGACAACCCACUUCUAUAGGACCUUGUUUGUUUAGACAACCCUCUUCUAAUUUUAUAGGACCUUGUUUAGACAACCCUCUUUUAAUUCUAUAGGACCUUGUUUAGACAACCCACUUCUAUAGUGCCUUGUUUAGACAACCCACUUCUAAUUUUAUAGGACCUUGUUUAGACAACCCUCUUCUAAUUCUAUAGGACCUUGUUUAGACAACCAUUUCCAAUUCUAUAGGACCUUGUUUAGACAACCCGCUCCUAUAGGACCUUGUUUAGACAACCCUCUUCUAAUUCUAUAAGACCUUGUUUAGACAACCCUCUUCUAAUUCUAUAGAACCUUGUUUAGACAACCGACUCCUAUAGUAAUUUGUUUAGACUGUUUAAAUGAUGAUACAUAAAAAUGACCAGUGAUCAAUUGUUUAAUAUUUUUUGUUGUUAAUAGUGUUGAAUUUUAUUUAAAAUUAAUUUAAAAUGUGUGUGCCUUUUGCUGGGAAAAAUCUGCCCUAAUUAUUUUUUAUACUUUUUUUGUAGAACAAUCUUAAAAAAAUAAGUUUUCUAUUGUUGUUGACCUUAUAAUGGCUAAAUAUUUUUGCAAUUAAAAAACAACCAGCCUCAGACCCUCUUUGGGCACUAAAGGGUUACACUAUACAAGUCUGUCCUCAUGGUUAAACCAAAUCAUAGAAAGUUUAUAAAAACAAAUUUUUAAAGCAUUUCCCUAUGUACGAAAAAACAACAUUUAAUCUAUGCAAUAAUGUUGGAAUUAAACAACUACAGUGCCACUUCAGUACAUUCAGAAUUGGAAACUUUUAAAAUAAAAAAUAAAGCUCCUAUUUGUGGUUCUAAAAUUCCUUACAUGUAUUCACUUUUUUUUUUAGCUCAGGCCUAUUUCUAAAUUUUAGGAAAAUAAUAAUAAUGAUGCUUGCAAGCGUUAGGUCGUAAAAGCUAAAUUAUUUAUUACUGAGUUGAAGAUAAGAAAAAUAAUUUGAUAACACACUUGAUAACAAAUUAGAUAACACAUUGUAUGAUGUUAUUGUCACUGGUUUCCUUCAACAGACACUGUACAAUAAUCUGUCCAUAAAAGAAUAGCGUGUGAAUCAAGUGUAGCCUAACUACCUAAACAAGCUGUUUGAGAAAGAGCAUAAUUAAAGCAGUAUUACAAAUACAUAUAACUAACUAUAUUAUUAAACUGCUUGUAAACUUCACUAGAUAUAAACUGCCAAGCUUGCAAAAAAAAUUUCUUCAAUAUACAACUAUUGCCUAAAUAUUUAUGUAAUAUUCAGCCUUUUAUUUAAAUUGCUUUAUUUUAUUUAUAGAUUGUUUAAUCAAUUAUUUACAAGCAUUUAUUAAUUCUGCCAUUAAGUGAUAUUAGUGGCAUAAUUUUUUUUUUCGUGACGAAAUUUCUCAAAAAUUUCUGUUUGUUUCAUUCUUUUCUUGUAACAACUCCAUCUUCAUGGUAUUCAGGGUUGGAGAUGCAUUUUGUUAUUCAUGCCAGUAUGUAUUGCAUAAAUAAACAUUUUGUACAAA